Molecule: messenger RNA, 1276 nt
Organism: Capsella rubella
Lineage: Eukaryota; Viridiplantae; Streptophyta; Magnoliopsida; Brassicales; Brassicaceae
Exons: 4
Coding region: 351-1133 (260 amino acids)
Source: RefSeq, a predicted model, not a curated record
UCAAUUGGCGAAAGAAAAAGAAAAAGAAAAGGGGUAUCUGAUAUCAACAAGAUCGUCGAAGAAGAAUCCGUGCCGUCCUUAGGUCACAAAGUUCCUCUGCUCUUCUUCGCCUCUUGCCCUUUUUCUUGCACCGAUCAAGUGUUUGCUGAGUGCCGCCGCCUCUCCAUAUAUAUAGUCCUCUCUCCGUCGCUAAUCGUCGUCGAAUUCACCACGUUCCACCGCUGUUCCUGAUUUUUCCGUGUUCUCUCAUCAUCUCGCUACCGUCACUGUAUCACGUCGCCGUAUUCCAUUAUUUAGUUUUCUUGUUUUACUCUCGUCUUCCUUAAUUUGUAGAAAUCGUGGAGAGUCCAAUGGAUCCGCAGACGCACAACACUUGGUCGCCGCUAGUCGAAAACGUCGAGAAGGGAGUUAGCGAUAUGGAACUGGACGGAGGAGUUAUGGUAGAAGUCGUCGUCGAUUUCCCUUCAGGCAAUGACACUCAGCAAAUUGAUGUCAAGGAAAACCGGAAGAAUAUUGAUAUGUCAGGAGUGACCAGUAGUGAGUGUCGGAUCACCUUUUACGCACUAGCUACCGUAUUUGUCUUCCACAAUCUCGUUGGAUCUAUCUUAGUUAUAUGGUUCAACCUCUGCACCGACGCUGGCACCUUGCACAAGUUACUGUAUGUCUUCUUGUCUGCUGCAACCAUUCCAUACAUUGGUUUGCUAUUCAUUUGCUUGCGCAAGGAUGUUCCAGUCCCGAGUUAUCGGCUAGGAGCUGAGCGGCGGUCUGGGAUCUACCUAGCUACAAUGGUUGUCAUUUAUUGCAUAUCCUACGGCGUCCAGGACGCUGAGGUGAUAAUUGAAAUGUCAUCACUUGUGACUAUGACUACAAUAGGAGUCAUUGCAAUUGUUCAGCUUCAUUCUCCUGCCGAGGAUUUUGAUCCCUGCCAAAACGUAUUCAUACUAUUUCUAGUAGUGUUUUCUUGUCUUCUUGGUUGGCUAGCACAGGAGUCAUGGAUGAACCUUCUCCUUAGCCUCUCUAUGUUCAUCUUUUCCACAUCUCUCGUCAAAUCCUACUGCUUGGUUGCUGACCGUUUUGAACAUGAACAACGAGAACGCGGACCCCAUGGCCAUGGCCUCUUGUUCUUCGUAUAGUUGUAUAUCACUGCUUUUAUCUCUGAUUUUGUACUAACCACUCCGGUUUUUACUGGUCUCUCUUGAACUUUUACAUUGAUGUACGGAUUUCAUGAGUUUAUAAUGGGUAAAUAUUCCUUUCUAUUGAAGUUUUUUUUUCUUUU